ACUCCCUCUUUUUCUCACACUUACUCUGACUGUUUUGUGCAAUGUGUGAUUUGAGCUCUGUAUUUUCAUGUGAUCUAUAAAAGUGGGAAUUUGAUGCUGUCUUUGUUGUUUGUUCAAGUUCCUAAUCAGGGAAUUUGGUUUGUCUUUGUCAAAUUUAAGCAAGCAUUUUGAUACUCUUUGAGGUUCCAUCAAACACCCACGUCAGGGGCUGUGAAAUGAAAAUUUUCCCAUUUCAGUAUUUGCACAAUUUAAGUAGAAUUUGAUGCUUUUUGGCCUUUUUUAGGUGCCUAUCUGGGAAUACCUCAAAAGGGUUUCUUCAACCUCCUUUUUUUAAGGGGGUCUCGAAAGUUGUUGGGACUUGAUUCAAAACUUGAACAACUAGACUUUCCUUUUACCUGGUUAAACUGCUUCAAACACCUCGUUCAUUUUCAUAUCAAUUGCUCAAACCUUGUGAUCCUCUGCAAUUGGGUUUCAGUUGAAGAGAUUCAAAGCCUACUAACAUCAAUCAAUGCCAUUGGUGUGUAAUUAAGUGGAGAAUGUGGAAAAAAAUUUCUCCUAUAAGCAAAAGAGAAAAAGGGAAUCUGCUUUCUUUUUCUUAGUCUGGUGAGCUGUUACUUAGCUAAGCUAUAGUUUGUCUAUGUUUACUUUAUGCUCUGAAAGGUUCACUUUCUUGUCGUUGUGAAGUGUUUCCUCUUUUAACUUGCUUAUCAGAGUAGAUUUGACCCUAGGGUUUUUGAAAGAUGAAGUAAGCAAGCUGAUGCUCGUUAGAUAUUAUGCCUGAUAGAUUGGAUUUCUCCUUUACUUUGUGCCUGUGCGAUGCUGCUAUGGGGGAUUUCUUUUACUUUAACAUCCCAUCAGCCCUAUAAAGCUGCCAGUGUUAUUUGUUCCUUGUUGAGUCGUGCAAGAUAUCCCCGUGCUAAAUUUGCUCAAACUCCACUUUGCCUUUAGUUUUAUAUACCAGCUGCUUGCUUCUGUGUGAUAUCUAUUUUAGUCCUCUUCUAGGCCAACCAUUGAUAGGGUUUGUGUCAGUAAUAGAUAGUUCUAUUCCUUUGGGUUUAAGUUUUGAGAAGAAAGUAUGGAUGUUGGUGAUAAUAAUGAUGCAGGAAGUCAGAACAGAAAUGAGUGUGUUAUGAAUUGCCCAUCUUCAGGGAUGAAUACAAAGGUUUCAGGAAUGUCACUGAACUCAAUGUCCAUGUAUAAGUCUUCAAGUGGAGCAGACCAUUUUUUUGGUUCUGGUUGGGAUCCAGUUGUUUCUUUAAGUCAUGGUGAAAAUUUUGGAGUUUCUUCAAUGGUUUCUCAUUGUCAGUUUGCUACUUCUCCUUACGCUGUUGUAAUGGAAAACCAGGGAAUUAGUAGCACCUCCAACUUAGCUCAGUAUUCAUCUGAUCCCAGUUUUGUUGAGCUUGUACCAAAGAUUCCAGGCUUUGGAAGUGGAAACUUCUCAGAAAUGGUUAGCUCCUUUGGCUUACCCGAGACUGCACAUAUUACUAGCAGUGGGUGCUCUCCAAAUUUUACUCCGAGUAAGGAGAGUGGCAAUAAGAGGAAUUCAGCAAAUGUAGCACAAUCUUUUGAGGACCAUCAAAUCUCCGAAGAGGCAGCCAUAGGAACUUCAACCAAUGGAAAGGCAAGGAAGCGAACACCUGAGUCAAGUUCUCCUUCCAAUCCCGAAAAGAAUGGUGACAAAGAGCAUCAAAAUGAUCCCUCUGGUGAGAGUCUUGGUAUUGUGAAGGAACAAGAUGAGAAGAAACCAAAAAUGGAGCAAAGCAUAGGUGCAAAUUCGCGUGGUAAACAAGCAGCUAAACAAGCUAAAGACAGUUCUAAUAGUGCAGAGGCUCCUAAAGAAUACAUUCAUGUGAGAGCCAAAAGGGGUCAGGCUACAAAUAGUCACAGCCUUGCAGAGAGGGUGAGAAGGGAAAAGAUUAGCGAGCGGAUGAGACUGCUUCAAGAACUUGUUCCUGGAUGCAAUAAGAUCACUGGUAAGGCAGUCAUGCUUGAUGAAAUUAUCAAUUAUGUGCAGUCACUGCAACAACAGGUUGAGUUUCUUUCAAUGAAACUUGCCACUGUCAAUCCUGAACUGAAUAUUGAUAUAGAAAGGAUUCUGUCCAAAGAUUUUCUCCAUUCGCGAAGUGGGGGUGCUGCUAUUUUCGGAUUCAGUUCUGGAAUGAACUCCUCUCAACCUUACUCUCAUGGAAUUGUCCAAGGAACCGUGCCAAGUAUCCCAACUGCUAAUCCACAAUUUCCUCCCUUGCAUCAGUCAAUGUUAGACCCUGAGCUCCAGAGUCUUUUCCAAAUGGGGUUAGAAUCCGGUUCAGCUGUUGACAGUCUGGGGUCACAUGGGCCAUCGAAAUCAGAGCUCUGAUAAAUUGGAAGCAUGAGGGGGCUGAAGGUCCUGCUAACAGAGAAUCCAAAAGUUUCAAGUUGACUGCACAUUUUAUGUCAUUUAGAAAAGAAAAGGAAAUAGAAAAAGAAAGGAACAGUUGUAUAGGUUCUCGGCUCCUUACUGCUUGUUCUUCAAACUUUUAACUGAAGAAUGCGACUUGGUAGAAUCACAAAGCAUUUGUAUAUUCAGCAACAAAAAGAGACUUUCAUUAGUCAUGAUUGUGUUCAAUUGGCCUUGUAGAUUAGAGGUAGAAUGUGUGAAGUAUUUUUUUUUUCUCCUUUGUCAUGAUUGUUUUCCAGAAAUUAUUCUUAUAACAAAGUGUCUUGUAGAUUGAACUGGAAAGUUGUAUGAUUGAGAUGAUGUUUCAAUUUAUUUGCAUUCAUUCUUAGCUCCA
This is a messenger RNA of Mangifera indica (mango), 2774 nucleotides long. RefSeq names its product transcription factor bHLH74-like. Gene Ontology annotation, molecular function: DNA-binding transcription factor activity; protein dimerization activity. The transcript has 8 exons. Gene Ontology annotation, biological process: regulation of DNA-templated transcription. Lineage: Eukaryota; Viridiplantae; Streptophyta; Magnoliopsida; Sapindales; Anacardiaceae. The coding region runs from base 1076 to 2359 and encodes 427 amino acids. Gene Ontology annotation, cellular component: nucleus. The record is from RefSeq and is a predicted model, not a curated record.